This is a messenger RNA of Trichophyton benhamiae CBS 112371, 546 nucleotides long. RefSeq lists its product as uncharacterized. Lineage: Eukaryota; Fungi; Ascomycota; Eurotiomycetes; Onygenales; Arthrodermataceae. The transcript has 2 exons. The record is from RefSeq and is a predicted model, not a curated record. Bases 1 to 546 code for a protein of 181 amino acids.
AUGUCCGGCUACGACUACAACCAGCAGCAGGGCGGCUACGGCCAGCAGUCUUAUGGCGGCCAGCAGGGCGGCUACGGUCAGCAGCAACAAGGCUACGGCCAGCAGCAGGGCUAUGGCCAGGACCAGUAUAACAACCAAGGACAGCAGUACCAGCAGGGCGGCUACGGUCAACAGCAGGGUGGCUACGACCAGAGUGGCUACAACCACCAGCAGCAGUCCUAUGGACAGCAGGGCCAGGACUACAACCAAGGCCAACAACAGCAUGGUUACGGCGGCCAGCCUCAGUACGGUCAAGAACAGGGUGCUCCAGGCGGCGCUCAGGAGGGUGAGCGUGGAAUCGGAGGUGCUCUUGCUGGCGCUGCCUCUGGUGGCUUCCUCGGAAGCAAAGCCAACCACGGCAUCCUAGGAGCCAUCGGAGGAGCCAUCGCCGGCCACUUUGCCGAAGAGAAGCUCAAGAAGCACGGAGAUGGCCACAACGGAGGCGGUCAUGGAGGCAGCCAUGGCGGCGGAAACCCUCUUGGUUCCAUGUUCGGCGGCAAGCACUAA